Messenger RNA from Verticillium dahliae VdLs.17, 1062 nucleotides. RefSeq names its product choline/ethanolaminephosphotransferase. Gene Ontology annotation, cellular component: membrane. The transcript is spliced from 3 exons. The record is from RefSeq and is a predicted model, not a curated record. Gene Ontology annotation, molecular function: phosphotransferase activity, for other substituted phosphate groups. The coding region runs from base 1 to 1062 and encodes 353 amino acids. NCBI's taxonomy places the organism in Eukaryota, Fungi, Ascomycota, Sordariomycetes, Glomerellales, Plectosphaerellaceae. Gene Ontology annotation, biological process: phospholipid biosynthetic process.
AUGGUCUACGUUCGCCAGGAGUUCCUGCCGAACCUCAAGGAGUACAAGUAUGCGUCGGUCGACCAGUCGUUGACGUCCAAGUACAUCCUCAAGCCCUUUUACACCCACUUUGUCAUCAAGCUCUUCCCCAUGAGCAUGGCGCCCAACCUCAUCACGCUGUCGGGCUUCAGCUUCAUCAUCGCCAACAUCCUGACGCUGCUGUGGUACAACCCCACGCUCGACCAGGACUGCCCUUCGUGGGUGUACUACUCGUGGGCUGCGGGCCUGUUCCUGUACCAGACGUUUGAUGCCGUCGACGGAUCGCAGGCGCGCCGCACCAGACAGAGCGGCCCUCUCGGCGAGCUCUUCGACCACGGCGUCGAUGCUCUCAACACGUCGCUCGGCGCCCUCAUCUUUGCUGGGGCGCCGUGUCGUUCUGGUCGCAGCCAUGCUGCCGACCAUUGGCGUGCCGGCGCUGCCUCUUGUGCCCCAAGUUUUAUCUACAACGCGUCCUUCACCGAGUGGUACCUCACCCAGGGCGGCGUCGUGCUCGUGCUCAACACGCUCGAGUCGACGCGCAACGUCAUCCAGGCGCGGCGCGCGCGCGGCGACCGCUCGCGCGGCGCCCUCCUCGGCCUGGGGCCCUUCUUCGCGGCCUGGGCCUUCCUCGGCUCGUACCUCUACCUGCACCCGACCAUCCUGCACAACCACCUCGUGCCCUUUACCGUCUUCGCCGGCAUCGUCAACGCCUACUCGGUCGGCCAGAUGAUCACGGCGCACCUCGUCAAGCUGCCGUUCCCCUACUGGAACGUGCUCGUCAUCCCCGUCGCCUUUGGCGUCCUCGACUCGCUGGGCCCCCAGCUGCUGGCCCGCGGCCUGCCCUUUGGCUGGCCCUCGGCCCUCGGCGACGGCGUCUACCAGGUCUCGUACAUGUUCCUCAUGCUCGGCAUGGCCGUCGGCGUUUACGGCAGCUUUGUCGUCGACGUCAUUGUCACCAUUUGCGACUACCUCGACAUUUGGUGCCUCACCAUCAAGCACCCGUACGUCGAGGGCGUCGACGAGAAGACGGAGAAGCAGAACUAG